CUUGAACGUAAAAAUAAUUAUUAAUUUAUUUAACUUUCGUUCUUCUUGUACUUCUCGUACUUCCUUAUCUGUCAAACAAUUUGUUGACAUUUCCACUUUUCCGAAUCAAUUUUCCAAAGAAUGUAAUCAGCCCCAUUUAAGUGCCCCCAUAAUGAACAGUGGUGAAAGUGAGUCCGAAUCGAGUAAUUCCGGCAGUGAGGACAAGUCAACAAUCAUCCACAAAAUCCUUGGCGAAAUGAAAAGUGAAUUCAACAGCCCCCGAGCUGACGACGCCCCCAAUACCAACGACGAAGAAAAACCCCGAAUUAUUCUCUCCUUUAAAAAACCUGCUUCGGAUGAGUCGCCCCCAGUUGGGGGGCGGCGCUCCCUCCGUUACAAAAACCCGGAGGAAAAGCCCGAAUUGAAACGUUCUGCAAGGAGGCGCAGUAAAGACUGCUCCGAGUCGGUUUUACAGAGCGCUAUUGCACGUAAAGAAAAGUCCUACAAUGAGUCAAAUAAGCCCCAAAGACUUACAAGACAAUUGAAACCGACUCAGAAAAUUUUAGAAAAUUUAGCGUUGGCUAAAAUGGAAAAGAGUCGGUUUUUUGAAUGUGAGGAGAGCGAAAGACUUGUAAGAAAACACAAACAUAAGCAUAACAAGUGUCGGAGGCUGAAAAGGGCCAAAUUGGGGCAAGGGGACAGCGAGAAAGAGACUGAUUCGGAUGAAGGGGGCUGUCGGAGGCCGAGGAGCGAAAAUGUGGACGAAGGGGAGGAGUUGGAGGGGGCCAAAGACACGUGCUUGUGUCGGAGAAGGACGAAGUUUUUUCUCGCAACGAAUGAAGAGACGGCCUACUGCGCCGCCGUGGACAGCAUCGAUGAUAAAUUGAUUGGUUGUGGUCGCACUGUAGCCACGAAAGACUUGAUGUUGUUGCGACCUUCAACCCGUGUUCCAUACACGAUUUUUUGCGAUUUGCAUAAAAGUCGUCUCUUGCGUCAUAAUUGUUGUCCAACGUGUGGUAUUUUUUGUACACAGGGACGUUUCGUCCAAUGUGAGAACAAACAUCAGUAUCAUAAAGACUGUCAAAGUGAAGUUGAUUGUUGUCCACAUUGUGGUAUUUCUGGUAUUUCGUAUCAAGUUGAUAUCGUAAUGCAAUUGGGGAAAAAACCGGUUUUUUUGCCCGUACAAAAAGCGCAAUAUAUUACGGCAAGAAUGACAUUUUCGACUUUAAAAACAGAAGAAUCCAAAUGUAUGACGCCACCUUUGAUCCCAAUCGGAUCGUUUGAAUUUGACAAUUCAUUCGAAUAUGGCGACGAAGUGUACGAAAUGAACGAAUUAAUUGUCGCUGUUAAAAAUAAUGCACUGGAAAAAAUUGCCACGAUUUUAGGUUCGAAAACAUUGGACGUCAACAGCAAAAUCCCAGAAUGCCAAGACGGUACAAUACUCCAUAUAGCGGCCGAAAAAGGCAAUGUUUCAAUUGUCCAUAUGCUGGUCGUAGCCGGGACACAAACCGAUGUUUACGACAAAGAUCAAAACACACCGUUAAUGGCGGCCGUAAUGGCCGCCAAUAACGAAACUGUCCGUUAUUUAAUAAAAACAGGCGCCGACAUCCAUCUUAAAGGCACUGACGGCAUGACAGCACUUCAUCUAGCGGCAAAAUGUGGUAAUUUACACGCAUGUCAACUACUCGUUGACAACUCGCCACGUAAAGCUGUCAAUUGUCAAGAUGACGGCGGUUGGACACCCCUUGUAUGGGCGUGUGAGCAUGGUUACGGCGACGUUGCCACAUUUCUGAUUAACAAAGGGGCGGAUCCGUCUGUACGUGACGUUGAACAUAAUGUUGCACUUCAUUGGGCUGCGUUUAGUGGAAGUUGUCAUAUUGCCGGUCUCUUAUUGGAUAAGGGAUGUGACGUCAAUGCGGUUAACGCACAUGGUGACACCCCCUUACAUAUCGGUGCACGUCAAGAUAUGUACGAUUGUAACGUUGUUUUAUUGGCGCGUGGUGCUGACGUCACACUUUUAAAUAAAAAUAACGAAUCGCCAUUGGAUUGUGUACCGGCUGGUGGAGAUACAUACAGUGUGAUUGCGUUAAAUGUGACACUCGGUGGCGCCUACAAUAGUCAAAAUGUCGUUUUGUGCAAUGAUAUUACCAAAGGACGGGAAAGUAACCCGAUUCAGUGUUACAAUAGUGUUGACAAUGCCACCAACCCUAAUGAUUUUAAGUACGUGACUAAAAAUUGUAUAACGUCAGAUGACGUGAAAAUCGAGGCGAAAAUCACAGAUUUACAGUGUUGCCAAUGUGAGGAACGUUGUGUCACUGAUGAUUGUCAAUGUGGUAAAUUAUCGUUGCGUUGUUGGUACGAUGAGGAAGGUAAAUUGAUUCCCGAAUUUAAUUUUGGCGAUAUUCCAAUGAUUUUCGAAUGUAACGACAGAUGUCAGUGUAACGCAAUCACGUGUAAUAAUCGAGUCGUCCAAAAAGGGCCCAAUCAAAGAUUUGAAUUGUUUAAAACACUUGAUAAAGGGUGGGGCAUACGUACGCUCCGCCCCAUAUCACGUGGUAGCUUCAUAUGUGAAUACAUUGGUGAGAUUAUCACGGAUUCUGAAGCUGAUAAGCGUGAAGAUGACAGUUUUUUAUUCGAUUUGGAGAAUCGAGUGUGCAAGAAUGAGGACGUAGAUUCCUAUUGUAUCGACGCAAAAUUCUACGGUAACUUUGCGCGUUUUAUCAAUCAUUCCUGUAAUCCCAAUUUGACAUCUGUCAAAGUUUUUAUCGAUCAUCAGGAUUUGAGAUUUCCAAGGAUUGCUUUUUUUGCAAAUCGGGAUAUUUCAAACGAGGAGGAGUUAAGUUUCGAUUAUGGAGAAAAGUUUUGGUUGGCCAAAUAUAAGUUGUUUUCGUGCCUUUGUGGCAGUUUGGAGUGCAAGUAUUCCGAGGAUACGAUUGGAAUGAGGACUUAAGUUUUUGAGGAUAGGAUUUGUUAUUUCUUGCCAAUUAAUUCCAUUGUAAACGACUGAUUUCGUUAUUUAUUUGUGUUUUGUAAGUUUAUUUAUUUGGAAGGUUUAAUAAAACAAUUGAAAGUAUAA
Molecule: messenger RNA, 3055 nt
Organism: Tribolium castaneum (red flour beetle)
Lineage: Eukaryota; Metazoa; Arthropoda; Insecta; Coleoptera; Tenebrionidae
Product: histone-lysine N-methyltransferase EHMT2
Exons: 10
Coding region: 152-2929 (925 amino acids)
Biological process (GO): negative regulation of transcription by RNA polymerase II; peptidyl-lysine dimethylation
Cellular component (GO): nucleus; chromatin
Molecular function (GO): histone H3K9 methyltransferase activity; p53 binding; zinc ion binding
Source: RefSeq, a predicted model, not a curated record